ACAUUUGCAACACACAUGCAUUUUUUUACGUGUACAAAUUUGUAAACAAAAAUUCUAAAUUCAAAGAAUUAAAUAAAUUAAUAAUAAAUAAUGGAAAACACUACAAAUAACAAUCAGAAAAAAAUCGGUACUUUAACAGAGGAAUCACUCAAAAGAAAAGAACGUUUAAAGCGGCUAAGAAAUUUAGUAGAACAAAGCGAAAACUCAUCAAGUGAAUCCACUGAAUUACCCAAGCCAAUUUUUCGAAGUUACAAACCACAAGAUGAAAACCUUAGUGACACAAUACUCGAACAAGGGCCAACUGGUGAAAUUGAGAAGGAAGUCGAAUCGCAACUCGAACUACUCAAAACCCCAAAUGUUAUUGAUGAAAUUGACAUAGCAAAUCUUGCGCCAAGAAAACCCGAUUGGGAUCUUAAACGUGAUGUUGCCAAGAAGUUGGAAAAACUCGAAAGACGCACACAAAAGGCCAUCGCCGAGUUGAUUCGGGAAAGACUCAAAAAGAAUCUUGAUCUUUCUCAGGUAGUCAAUGUUGGAGCGGCAAUUGAAGCUAAAGAAUCAGAACAAAUGCUAACUAAUUAAUUUUUCUUAAUUGUGUAUAAAGUUUUUUAAUGUACAAUAAAUUAUAUAAAAUUAAAUUUAAAUAAAAAUAUUUCUAUCCUAUCGUAGGUAUUAUCAGUCUCCCAGUAGAA
This is a messenger RNA of Episyrphus balteatus (marmalade hoverfly), 689 nucleotides long. RefSeq names its product coiled-coil domain-containing protein 12. Lineage: Eukaryota; Metazoa; Arthropoda; Insecta; Diptera; Syrphidae. The transcript has 2 exons. Gene Ontology annotation, cellular component: U2-type spliceosomal complex; post-mRNA release spliceosomal complex. The record is from RefSeq and is a predicted model, not a curated record. The coding region runs from base 91 to 579 and encodes 162 amino acids.